AUGUCGAAGACCGAAGCGCUCACCCAGGCGUUUCGCAAGGCAAUAGGUGUGAGGAUCAAAGAGGAGACGGAAAUCAUCGAAGGGGAGGUAGUCGAAAUCCAAAUCGACCGACCAGCCACGGCCGGAGCCGCGGCCAAAACGGGAAAGCUCACGCUCAAGACGACCGACAUGGAAACAAUCUACGAGCUGGGAGUGAAGAUGAUCGACUCUCUCGUGCGCGAAAAGGUCCAAAGCGGCGACGUGAUAGCCAUCGACAAGGCUACCGGGCGGGUGACCAAGCUCGGGAGGAGCUUCACGCGGUCGAGAGAGUACGAUGCUGCGGGGCCGGCGACGCGGUUUGUUCAGUGCCCGGAUGGGGAGUUGCAGCGGCGCAAGGAGGUGGUGCACGUGGUGUCGCUGCACGAGGUGGAUGUGAUAAACAGCCGCACGCAGGGGUUCCUGGCGCUGUUCACGGGGGAUACGGGGGAGAUCCGGGCGGAGGUGCGGGAGCAGAUCGACAGCAAGGUGCAAGAGUGGCGGGAGGAGGGCAAGGCGGAGAUUGUACCGGGGGUGCUGUUUAUUGACGAGGUGCACAUGCUGGACAUCGAGUGCUUCUCCUUCCUCAACAGAGUCCUGGAACACGAGAUGGCGCCCAUACUGAACGAGAUGGCGCCCAUACUGGUCGUGGUGGUGGUCGCCAACCAAUCCUCGUACCUUUACCCCUCUUCAACCCUCUCCACCCCUCUCCACUGCUCCCCACCCGUCUCCAACCUUCUCCACCGCUCUCCACCCCCCUCCAUACAGGUGCACAUGCUGGACAUCGAGUGCUUCUCCUUCCUCAACAGAGCCCUGGAAAACGAGAUGGCGCCCAUACUGGUCGUGGCGACCAAUCGGGGCAUCACCACGAUCCGAGGAACCAACUACAAGGCGCCACAUGGCAUUCCGCUGGAUUUUCUCGACCGCCUGCUUAUCAUCAGCACAGAGCCGUACAAGGAAGAGCAGAUCAUCAAGAUAAGAUGCCUGGAGGUGACAGCAGACUCGUCCCCUCACGCCCUCUGCCUGGAGCCAUACAAAGAAGAGGAGAUCAAAGAGAUUAUAAAAAUCCGAUGCCUAGAGGAGGCAGUAGACACGUCCCCUGACGCCCUCGACCUGCUCUCCAAAAUCGCCCGUACGUCGCUCAUGCAGCCCGUACGUCGCUCCUGCAGCCCGUACGUCGCCCCUGCAGCCCGUUCACGCUACCCCUACAGCCCCUUCACGCUGCCCCUGCAGCCGCGCGUCGCCUCUGCAGCCUGUCCGCGCGGCCCCUGCAGCCCGCGCGUCGCCCCUGGAGCCCGCGCGCCGCCUCUGCAGCCCGUCCUCGCGGCCCCUGCAGCCCACGCGUCGCCCCUGGAGCCCGCGCGCCGCCUCUGCAGCCCGUCCGCGCGGCCCCUGCAGCCCGCGCGUCGUCUUUUAAGCCCGCGCGCCGCCUCUGCGGCCCGUUCGCGCCGCCCCUACAGCUUGCGCGCGGACCUGCCGAGCCGCGCGCCGCCACUGCAGCCCGUACGAGCUGCCCUUGCAGCGCGCGCGGCGCCCCUGCAGCCCGCGCGUCGCCCCUGCAGCCCGCACACCGCCCGUGGAGCCCUUGAGAUCUCUUCUGACUCCUCUGACUCACCUGAGGGGGGUGACGCCAUCACCAACGACAUGUCGACCACUCGCCACACUACUCGCUUGGCGACCCCCCCGGGUUUCCCGCCACGGCCGUCUUCGCCGCCUCCACAGCCUGCUGCUAUGGACUGUGGAGCGGAGAUUACUGGAGCUGGCGCUGGGGGUGGUGAGUCUGGGGGUGCCCGCUCUCCUUGUCUGGCUACCCCCCCGGGGAUCCCCCCUCUGCCGUCUUCGCCGCCUGUACAGCCUACUGCUGUGGACACUGGAGCAGAGACUGAGGGUGCUGGGACUGAGCCGCCCCACCUGGCCCCUCAAGCCGUCAUCACGGAGGCAAGAGCCGCCGCAGCCGAGCCCCCGGAGCCGCUGAGCCGCCCAGCAGUCGAGCCGCCGAGCCGCCGAGCCGCCGAGCAGCCGAGCCGCCCAGCAGCCGAGCCGCCGAGCCGCCCUACAGCCGAGUCGCCCGCACUUCUGAGCCGCCCGAGCAGCCCUGUCCGUGUCCUCGCUUUUGACGCUGAGGGUCGGGCCAUUGACUUUGACGUCUGGGUAGAUGACCUGCAGCUUUUCCUCCACUGCGAUAGGGCACACGGUCUCUCCCUCUUUGACCUCACCUCUAGUGCCUCUCCUGCUCCUGCUGCUGAUGCUGACGCCACUAAUCGUUCACAAAGGGCCACUCGAGACCACUUCCUCUCAGUGUGCCCCACCACUCUCACCGUUGACCUCCUCGAGAAGUCCCUUCUAGCAGCGGAGAAGAGCACAGUCGCUGUAGGAGCCUCUCGUGGUGACCCCCGCACCCCCGUCUUUGAGGGGUGUUCUCCCUCCCCCCUCUUGCCCUCUGUUGCUUCUGCUGCUGCGGCCGACCUCGUUGGUUUUGAGUCGGUCGGUGCUGCGCUUGCCCCUUCGGGGAAGCGCCGCACAGACAAGGGCAAGGGGGGCAAGGGCGCUGGAGGAGCGGGAGGAGGCGGUGGAGGUGGCGGUGGAGCCGGCGGAGGGAGUGGGGGUGGUGGUGGCGGUGGGAGUGGUGGCGGGGGUGGGGGUGGCGACGGCGGUGGUGGAUGCGGAGGCGGAGGCGGUGGUGGCGGAGGGAGCGGAGGCGGCGGUGGUGGCGGAGGCGGCGGAGGUGGCGGUGGAGCAGGUCAUGGUUCUGCGCAAAGGAGUGGCUCAGGUGGUGGUCCGCGCCAGCAGCAGCAGCGCGGUCGUGAGACCCUGUCCCCUCAGCAGCUCCGUGAGUGGUACAGUGCACGCCAGCGGGGUGGAGGUUUUGGUCUGUGCACCUACGUCCUGCGCACCGGCGACCCUGCGGAGAUCCCUCGCUGGGGCGAGCUGUCUAGGGCGGGGGUUGCUAUCUUUGACCUUGACUUUGAUGCUAUUCUUUCUGCCAUGUAUGCUGUGACUAUUAGUGAUGAGGGUGACUGUUACCGGUGUUUCCCGCCCGAUCCGGGCAUUGCGACUGCUGCUCUAGGUACUGGUGAGGCUGCUGCCCUAGGUGCUUGCGAGGCUGCUGCUCUAGGUGCUAGUGCGUCGGCUUCCUCAGGUACAGUCACGCCGCUUGGUCGGCCGGUUGCGGUGUCUCUGGCUGACCACUCUGGGGGUCCUGUCCUGGCCCACUUCUCCACAGUCCUCUCGUGUCCCGCGGCUCCCUCUGGCACCCUGUCUGGUCUUUACCUCCCCUCGUUCUCGACGAACUUGGUGAGUGGUGCCGACCUACAGGAUGGGGGAGUGCACCAGUUCACUCCUGCAAGUCAGCGGGUGACGCACUUUUGA
Molecule: messenger RNA, 3384 nt
Organism: Closterium sp. NIES-65
Lineage: Eukaryota; Viridiplantae; Streptophyta; Zygnematophyceae; Desmidiales; Closteriaceae
Source: the annotation of a GenBank genome assembly